AGUUUCCAUUUCGCUCCUCUCGCCGUGGCCAAGACGCACAAUCACACACGAGCAGCCGCGGGCUACCUGUGCGCACUGCGGCCGGCCCCUGCUUCCUGUCAGGAACACGCUCAGAGGGAGGAAGACACAGAGAGAAAACUAUACACGGUCCAGACUGAAGAGGGACAGACACACAGAGACAAGCCGCAACUUGGCUCAUUUCAACCCAGGCGGUCUGAACUGAACUCCAAGUUUCUUGGCUGAUCGGAGAAGGAAUAAUUCGCAGCCCGGUGCCCCCACACAGCGCUGUUGUGGAUAUUUACGUCCACCUUGUCUCCUGUUUAGAAGAAUGGCGAGAGAUUACGCAGCACGCUGCCCGGUCUCUCCGGUGAGAAGCACUUGGCUGCUAGUUGCAGCGAUCCUCCUCGCAGCCCAAGGUACCGGGGCUCAGAAAGUGCGAGUCGAGGAGGAGGUGGAGGCGUAUCCCACAGAGUCUGUUGAUCUCCGCUGCCAAUUUAUCGAAGGAGGAGGCAAAACCAAACUCACACAGGUUUCGUGGAUAUGGGAACCAGUUGAUGGCCACAGGGACAACAUCGCUGUAUACCACCCGAUCUAUGGACAGAGUUUCCCCAACCCGUCCUACAAGGACCGCGUGGUCUUCCUCCACCACUCUCUGGAGAACCCGUCCAUUAAGAUUUCCAACCUAAAAAUGUCCGAUGCCGGCCGGUAUACCUGCGAGUACGCCACCUACCCUUCUGGAAACGAACAGGGGACGACCACCCUCAUCAUGCUUGCCAAACCCAAGAACUCAGCCAAAGUGGUGACGGUGCAGGCCGGGACCAAGUCUGUGGUGGUGGCCCAGUGCGAGGCGGCAGAUGGCAAACCUGCAGCCACCAUCAAGUGGCGGGCGGUCGGAGGUAACCAUUCCACCACCACCACCAACGGACCGGACGGAACGGUGACGGUACGCAGUGAGUACCGGCUGGUUCCAACGCCGGCAGAUAACGGCAAGGAGGUGACCUGCAUGGUCGAACAGAGGACACAGGAGCAGGAGUGGGUCUCCAAUGUCAAGCUCUCGGUGGAAUACCCUCCCUCUGUAUCCAUAGAGGGCUACGACCACAACUGGUACGUCGGCCGUUCGGACGCUACGCUGAUCUGCAUGGCCAGCGGGAACCCUGAGCCCACCAGCGUCACCUGGACCGCGGCGUCUGGUAAUCUGCCGGACACGGUGAUUGUGGACGGCAACAAGCUGAUGGUGAGGAAGGUGGACGACGCCGUCAACACCACUUUUAUCUGCGAGGUCAAGAACAAGCACGGGGCCAGCAGGCACCAGAUCACCACCAUCGUCAUCGAAGCCCUGGAGGACCCGUCCAGUGCCGGCGUUGUGGCGGGCGCCGUGAUCGGUUCCCUCCUGGCCCUACUAUUGGUUGUCGCGCUCAUUGCCGUUCUCCUGACGCGGAGCCGCCGGCAGCAGAGGCGCGGCUACCCCAGCAGCGGGGACUCCAUAGCGACUGGAAGUGGCGGCAGCAAUGGCGGAGAGUACGGGAACAAAGCCCGUCUGCUUUUCAGCGGGACGGGCAACAGCGCCAGUAAGAACGGGACGGGCGCCAACAACAACGGGCCAAUCUACACGUACCGCGAGGGCUGCGACGCCACGGGGACUCUAACGGAGAAGGCUAACGACUACCACCAUCAUCACCUCCACCACGCCUCCAUCGGCAACCCUCCCUCCGCCCACGACAUCCUCCUCAGUGGCGAGAUAGACGAAGCCGAAAGGAGGAAGUUCGACCUGGAUGACAGCAUGGAGGAAGAGUACGACAGGUUCGGAGGCGGGAACAUGCUCGCUCCGACCUAUCACGUGCACAGAGGCCACGGCGGAGAAGAAGAGAUGGAUGUUUACCUGGACGACGACAUGGAGUCUCAGAGAGACGGCUCGGUCAUUUCCCGGACUGCCAUUUAUGUCUGAGGACGGAGAGGAAAGGAAAGGAAAGGUGAGCGCUGAGAAUAGUGAAAGGAGACGUGGUGGAAGAAGAGCGGCCUUCUUCACCACCAAACAAAUCAACAUCGCCUCCAUCAGCUAAAAACCUUCCUGCUUCACAUUCCCGAUCGAAGAGUUUCCAUCAGUUGCGUGCUCUCUGCUCGACACCGAAAAUGAGGAUUAAAAGAAAAAUGAUAUAAAGGAAAAAGUUUUUGUGAAGCUGGUGAAGGCAAACGUGUGAAGCAGUCGUGGCUGAAUAUGUGACUGUGUUUAAUCAUGGAGACAGAUUUCAUUCAGUGUCAGCCGAAUAUAACAAAAUGAAAAAAAAAAAAAAAACUGCAAAAAGCAAACAAAAACCACAGCAACUCUGAUGCAACGCUGCUUAUUGCUACGUUCCUGUUUCUUCAGCUUUGCUAGUGUGUGAUUGUGUUGAGUGACUACAUUGUUUGUAUUUUAUACCAGAAAACGUAUUAUCUGCAAAGCUGGGAGCACCAUAACCACUAUUCCAAAAACAGCACUAUUCAAAAAUCGCCUUCCUGUUUCAAAAUAAAUCAGAAAAAAUCAUCAAAACGCUUCAUUAAACUGUCCGAACGGCUUCUGUGGAUGUCUCCGCGUGCUGCAGACUCUUCUGACGGCCCCGAGACGUCACCGCCAUCGUUUUUUGAAACUUGAAAAGCCAAGCUUGAUGGAGUUUCUCUUCGUCGCAGUGAGGACUUUUUUGGGGGGGCUUACAGUGACUCUGGGUUCCCGCCCCCCCUGUGACACCACCUGGUCUCCUGAUGGGUGCCGCCGGAGCGUGGGGCCAAUAAACUUAGUCACAUAACAGACUUAACAUUGUGUGCUAAUGUGUGGCUGGCUGUGGUGUUAAUGAUGUGCAUCAUCUAUAUAUUGGGCGCCGUCUCACUAUAGCACAGUUGUUGUUAUUGUUCUUGUUGUAGCUGUUGUUGUUGUUGUUGUUACUGUUGUGUAAUGGUGUUGAUCUCGCUAAGGAAAAGACGCACCGGGAGCCUUGGGGGUUUCACACAAUCCCACAUUGGGUCGGUAAUGACUCAUUUAAUGGGUAAAAACUCUACCGACUCUUUUUCUUCUUUAAACCUCUUCUCAUUUUCUAUAUUUCCCCAUUUCUUUUCCUCUCCGUCUCAUUUCUCUCUGUUCCACACGCGUCCUGCACCAUUUGUGUGUUUUGCUGACGCUCUGUCCCACACGCAUUACAUCUUUCUCUCAUUCUGCUCUUUCUUUAUUUACAUAAUGGGCGGCUUAGAAGAGUGCCGCAGCGACUGUGUGCAGGGAGAAGGGGAUAACUUGUAUUUAUAUUCCUAUCUGGGUCGCAUUCAGCGAGGCAAAAUAUUCACCGGCUUUGUUGGAGGCUGCUGUAUUUCAUGUAUUCAUUUUUUCCAUGUCCUGCAGAAUGUUCUCAGGCUAUGUGCCGGAUUAUUCCAUGUUCUCUGCGCUGAUUGGGCAAAAAGACACGGUCUAAGGCACAUUUCAAGAAAGGAAGUAAAACAGGCUAAAUAAAAUCUCUAACUACCGAGCCCUUUGUUUCUUGUACAACCGGAGGUGACGCUACAGUUUCUCUUAAAGUAAGUGACACAUUUGCUGACAGGGUGAAACUGUAAUAAGAUCUCUGAACAUUUAAGGGAACGUAUAAUGCUCCUUCUCAGGUUUGUACUCAUAUUUUGGGUCUUUACGUGCUUUAAUGUUCAAAAAACACAUUCUUUUCUGUUGCUGUCAAUCUGAAACGCUUCAUUUAAGCGCCUGUCUCUUUAAGCCCGCCUCCUGAAAGAGCCCCGUCUGCUCUGAUUGGCUGAAAAAUGGGAGUCAAAUCUUUAACAAUCUUCACAAAUCCAAUGUUUCCUAACUUAGGCAGCCCACGAAAAACUAACUGGGUUGUUUUAUGACCGUUUUGGGGUUAUUAGACUUAAAUGUGUGUGCACAAGCCCUGAAAAGGUGAGUUUUUCAUUAUAUGUCCCCUUUAAGAUAGUACUAAACAUGCAAAACUGGAUUGGAAAGUUGCAAUUUUUAAUUUUAAUGAUUUGGAGACUGAAUGAUUUGUAAUUAAUUUUCGGUACUUUUUAGAAAAAGGAUGGCUCGAGCUGAGAACUGAGACGCAGCUCUUUUGUUUCUGGAACACAUUUGCCUUAUUAUGUCUCAGCUUUUACCUUGUCAUCUUCUUCUUUUUUUUCUUCAGAGCACCGAAUUUGCAAUUUCUCAAUUAACUGUGGAAUUAUAACUUGUCUUUUUUUCCUAUGUCUGGAUGGUUGUGAGGUGCCACGGGGAGGUUUUUCAUGACAGGCAAAACCUGCUCUGAGAUUUAUGGAGAGCCUGUGAAAGUUAGAAAAAGGAGAUGUGAGCGAGGCCGCAGCUAAAGAGAAAUGAAAAGAAGAACAAACUAGUCUGGUGCUGCAUGCUUCAGCAGCUGAACUGAGCACACCCUCUGCUUUACAAGCUCACUGUGUCACAUCACAACCGCACACUAACUGUAGACAUGCAGUGUCUGAUCGAACAACUCUGGUGGCUGGAGUCACUUCGCAGUAUAUAUUCACAGCUCUGUUAUGUUAAUUCAAGUGAUAUUUAUGAGAAAGGAUCUGAAAAGGGAAUCUGGUGAACUUCAACUCUGGAAAGGUCAAUGCAUUAUAAGUGUGUAAACAGGCCUGUAAAUGAUCUCAUAAGUCUCGUCCCAUUUGAUUUACUCAUGCCUCAUUACAAUGUAAGAAUAUAUUGUAAUAAUAAUUAAGAUGUUAUAACUCAAUAUGAAUUCUGUGGCUUUAAGAUCUGAACACAGACUUUUCAAAAAGCUGAUUUUGUUUAGUUAAGGAAGACGGUUUCAGCUCUGCUUCCCACGGAGUCCUGAGCAGUUCCCUUGUUGUUGAUUGUUGUUGAACAUUAUACAGUGUGCAAUCUGUUAUUCUGUAAAUGAGACAGUUAUAUCUGCUAUGUUCUAAUGCAUUUCAGCAGAGACAUUUCAUAAUGUUUCAAAGUGUGUUCGGACAGGUUGCCAAUCUUAAUCUCAAAGUGACUGAGAAACAGCCAUUCUGUAACUUCUGUUGCCACACGUGUAGUAGGACUUGUUUGUUGUGUCACUGCAGUACCGUUUGGAUUCAAGUAUUGAAGUGUGUUUUCAACUCUGCAGGGUGCAUGCAUGCUCCAAGAUCCAGACUUUUAAACUCUACAGAACAACAGUUUUUAUUUGAGAUUCAUCAUUUAACCCCCUGAACCCCACCAAAAUGUUUCCCGUUUUCUUCAAAA
Molecule: messenger RNA, 5203 nt
Organism: Centropristis striata (black sea bass)
Lineage: Eukaryota; Metazoa; Chordata; Actinopteri; Perciformes; Serranidae
Gene: pvrl2l
Product: PVR cell adhesion molecule related 2 like
Exons: 7
Coding region: 329-1945 (538 amino acids)
Source: RefSeq, a predicted model, not a curated record